CACCUCUUACUCUUCCAUCGAAUCCUCGCGCUACGCGUUUCUUUGCCUAAACUCAGCCCACUCACUAUCUUCGCCACUAGCUGCAACAACCAGACAAUAUCUCAAGAUUGGUGAUUCCAACCUUUCUCAUCGACAUUGCAGUGUGUAUGCGCUGCUGGACUCGUCCAUGUUACCUUGACUAUUGCACUUGGCGGGCUUUCUCAACAACCGCCCUGGAGACGACCUGCGUCUUUCGCAAAAGGUCUUCUGCCGUGUUUCUGACCUGUACAUUUAAUCAAAACCGUUGUUAGUAGUAGGACUUUAACAUCAUGGACACGAGGGACAGUGGAGACGAGGCCAUGUCUCCUACAGCAGUCACCCAGUCUCAUGCAGACUUAACGCGCAGCGAACAUGCCACGAUAGAGGGCUCUCCAGAUCACAUGGUUGGCGCAGAAGAUAUGGCGCUUUCUAAAGGAACCAGCAAGGCAUCGUCAACCAGAAACUCGACCCCUGCAGCAACUUCCUCAAACAUCGGUCAACCUGUGCAGAAUGCGCAAGAUUCGCCCUCCACCACGGAUUUGAUUCAGCCAACGCAUGAAAUUGCUCAGAAUGCGUCAAACUCCGAACAUCCUUCUGGUAAAGAGGAUGAGAUUAUUGCCGCGCCAUAUGGCACACGGUCGCGCAACCGACCGGGCAGAUCACGGCCGAAUUAUGCUGAAGAUGCGGAGAUGGAUUUCGAAAUGUCGGCGGCGCCCACGAAUGGAAACACGUCUGAUCUGCCGUCGCGUAAUUCUGCAGCCACCGAAAAUGGACACUCCUCUGGUGCGAGUGGAAAGAAAGGUACAGGCGUCGGUCAGGGCAAUGCAUCGUGGGGUAUCUCCGGAUCCAGCCCGAAGGACGACCCAGCAACCAUCAGUACUCCCAGCACAUCAGCAAUCAGUGCAGCAGCACCUCCGGCGAAAACAGUCCAGCCACCAACCAAACGACGAAAAAACGCUGCGACUCAAGCCACAAAUGGGGGUCACGCUAAAGCCGCCGCGCCAAGCCAGACAGGACCGAAGCGUGGCAAUGGGAAUCAUGCCACACUAGCUGUCCCCAGCGCACGCGAGUCCAACAUGCUCACUUUCGAAAACAGUGGCGCGUUUUUGCAUGACGGCCGCUUGGUCGCAGACGAUGGCCAAACCGUGUCUGUCAAUGACCAUGUGUACCUUGUGUGCGAGCCGCCCGGGGAGCCCUACUACCUGUGCAGGGUCAUGGAUUUUAUCCACGUCGACAACGAUCCGCAGCAACGCGUAGAGUCAAUGAGAGUUAAUUGGUUCUAUCGACCACGAGACGUGCAGCGCUACAACAAUGACAGUCGUCUCGUCUACGCAACGAUGCACUCGGAUCUGUGUCCCAUCGCGUCAUUGCGAGGGAAAUGCCAAAUUCUGCACAGAAGUGAAAUCGGCAAUCUGGACGAAUACCGUAAAACGAAAGACAGUUUUUGGUUCAACCAGGUUUUCGAUCGUUUCAUCCACCGGUGGUACGAUGUCAUCCCCACCUCGCAAGUUAUCAACGUACCCGACAAAGUCAAGAAAGCUCUGGACGAGCGAUGGAAAUACAUCUGUCUCGAAACAAGUCGAGUGAAAGAGUUGACUAGCGCGGUGAAGAGCUGCAAACGUUGCGUUGGGUAUUGUGCUUCGAAUGACUCGGUUGAAUGUGCCGUCUGCCACAAUACGUAUCACAUGAAUUGUGUGCGACCACCAUUGUUGAAGAAGCCAUCACGCGGGUUUGCCUGGGCUUGCGGGCCAUGUAGCAGGGCACAGGAGAAGAAGUUGGAGGCGCGACGAACUCCGCUUGUGGGUGUAAACGAGGAAGGGGACGAGGAAGAGAUGCUUGAUGAGGAAGAGGAGGAGGUCAGUGGUGACACCAAUGCCACGACACCCGAUCCUGAGACUCAGGUCGAUCUUCACCCCGGGACCCAGGCUGAGAUAGCUCUGGCAAAGAUGUGGCCGAUGAGAUACUUGGGCAUUCACUGUCGAGUGGAAGACGCGUUACAAUACGAUGACAGGGCCAUAUAUCCGCGGGCCAGUUCUCGACUCGGGCCGCGACAUCAAGCAAACGUCAACGUCUGGCACGACCAUCCCGUGCAAUAUGUCAAAUCUGCAGAGAUCAAGAAACGCUAUGUCAAGUCGGCCGGAAACAAGAAAGAGAGUAAGUUGACCAAGGAGACUGUUGCUGCGAUCGAAGCAGACAAGGCAGAAAAGGCCAAACGUCCCAAAUGGCUCAUGGACGAACCGCCGGGUUUUGUUCGCCGCGGUGAAGACUUGCCCAACAAAGACUCCAAGUGCACAGCGGAGCUCAUGUUCAAGAUGCCGCCCUUAGGUGUACACUCAACCCGUGGCGGUGACGACAGUCCACCCGUCACUGAAGAGGACGUCAAGGCUUACAUGGAACGUGCUAAAGCUCUUGCGAAACAGCACGUUGGCGUGGAGCCGUACAACACUGAUUUUCUCGAUAAAUGCCUGGCUCUUUUCGCGAAGCAUCAGUAUGAUGCCACUGCGGCAUUGAAACAGGUCAAGAAACUCGACAAGCGAAAGGACCUGAAAGAGCCAUUGCUUACCAAAGAAGAGGAGAAAAAGUGGAAUGAGGGAGUUGCGAAAUAUGGCUCGGAAAUCAGAAGUGUGCGCCUUCAUACCAGCAAGACCAUGCUCUACGGAGAUGCCGUUCGAUACUACUACAUGUGGAAAAAGACGCCCAAAGGCAAGGAAAUCUGGGGCUCAUACAGCAACCGCAAGGGUCGGAGUAAGAAGGUUGAACCUGACGCUCAAUCCCGACUUCUAGACGAUGUCGCCGACAAUCAGGACGACUCAGCUUUCGAUAAUGACAAGGCCAUCCAGCGCAAGCGCAGCUUUCAGUGCAAGUUUUGCAAUGUCCGAACUUCUCGACAGUGGAGACGUGCUCCUGGUGUUGCGCCUGGUCAAAUGUUGCCCGCAGAUGGUCGAUCGAAAGACAAAUCUGGCUUUGUCGUUGCCCUUUGUCUACGAUGCGCAAGUCUAUGGCGCAAAUACGCUGUGAAAUGGGAAAACGUCGACGAGAUUGCUAAGAAGGUCGCUCAAGGCGGGGGCAAGGCUUGGAAGAGGAGGAUCGACGAAGAGCUUCUACGUGAAGUGUAUGCCGCACAAAGUGAUCCCAAUGCGACAAAUGGUGUACUGGACCACACAGAGUUGCUUGAUGCCACUGCGCAAGCUGCUACUGAGCCUGUGAAAAAGAAGCAGAAGACGGCUGCCAUCGCGAAUGGAGACAGCGAGACAUCCACCCCUGAACCUGCAUCCAAAAAGAAGGAGAAGGAGAAGCCUGUCCCAGUCCCCAAAGCGCCAACGCCUCCACCUGUCCCAGCUCAGCCGAAACUCAAGAAACUGGCGUGUGCUGUUUGUCGAUCGGCAGAAGGGGAACGCCUGGAAUGUGCAGCUUGUCGGAUGACUGUUCACAAAUCUUGCUACGGCGUCGAGGAAACUCGACAGACUAACAAGUGGUACUGUGACACGUGCAAAAAUGACAGGAAGGAGAGCGUGUCAUAUACGUAUGAAUGCGUACUCUGCCCACGCAAGGUCACAGAGCUGGACUUCUUCGAGCAGCCCAAGGUUUCUCAUAAAAAGAAAACCGACAGAGACAGGGAGAAAGAGCGGAUGGAGAAAGAACUCGUCGAUAAGGCCAAAGAAGACUACCGUUCUCGGCAACAAGAGAAAGGCCGGCCUUUGGUUCCGCGAGAGCCUCUCAAGCGUACUGCCGACAAUAACUGGGUUCACGUUUACUGCGCGCUCUGGCAUCCUGAGGUGAAAUUCAGCAAUGCUACUCGUUUCGACAUGGUUGAAGGCAUCGGAGCACGAACACUACGAUAUGACCUAGUUUGCAAGUUGUGUAAGACAGCCAACGGGGCUUGCGUCUCAUGCUUGCAGUGCCAUGCCAACUUUCACGUUGGCUGUGCGCAUGGUAGUGGCUACACUUUUGGAUUCGAUAUCACUCCGGUCAAAUCCACUCGAAGAGACGUUGUGACUACUGUUAGCUUGAAUGGAGAUACUGGCUCCAUGAUCGCUGGGAUCUGGUGUAAGGAGCACACGCCACCAAAAUUGGGGUUCCAUUCGAUAGACGAGGAGGUCAAGGAUACAGAUAUGGCCGCCUUGCAGCUAUUCGCGCGGGAGUGUAAGCAGGCAGAUCUUACACUUACGGGUACAGCACGCAAAGCCAACUUGGUCGAUCAAUCGACACGGGUCGCUCCACAGGUCGUGCCAACACAGACGAGCCGUCGAGCAUCCGCUAUCGCCACACAAACACCUACGUCUGUGAGGGGCCGGCCAUCAAAUGCCGGCUUGUUAGUAGAGGAAGCCCCGAGCGAGCCUACAUUGCCUAAGGUCGAGCGUGAAUGCGUCCGGUGCAGUAUUGAUGUCAGCCCUCGCUGGUGGAAAGUACAGCAUGCUCCUCAUGUUGAACAUGCUCUGUCGGCUCCCAAUGGCACAGAGACGAACGGACAUCCCGCUCCCGAUCAGAAACCGCUUCUCGAAAACGGUCAGAUUGUCAAUGGAUCUGUGGAUGUUGCGAUGGCUGACGCGCCGCCUGCCACAUUGCACAACCAACUACGGAUAGAUACAGAUGUGGCAGAUGCUGACUCUGCCGAUUAUCUGUGUCAAAAGUGCCAUUGGAGGAAGCUCAAUGGCGCCGAUGAGGAAGAAGAGCGCGAGAGGUCAGCUUCUGUCGUCCCUGAGCCACAGCUAUUGCCUCUUCGAUCCCCUCCGAUACAGUCUUACGCAGCACCAUCACUUUCUCAAUCUGUACUGCCCUCCUGGGGAACCCAAGGCGGUCUUCCUCCUCUGCCUCCAAAUCAACCUCCACCGUUACCAGCCUGGCAUAGUGUUGGACCUCCUCCAGGACCUCCUCACCCUCCACCACAUCAUCCUCACAAUGGUAUUGCACAUGCACCGCUACAUGGCCCCCCUGUGAGCCAUCAUCCAUCGUUCCAUUCUCCAUAUCACCCAUCAAAUGGAUAUCCAGCAUACUCGGGCCCAUCAGUGCACCCACAAAUGCCACUAGCUCCUCUUCGUGGUUCCUACCCGCCAUCUUCGGUUAGCGGCCCUCCACCGCUCCAUCUCAACAACGGAUCAAUCAUGAUCAACGGCAUGCAUUCGCCACGAGAUAUACCAUAUUCACCUACGCAUCCCUACGGGCGCUCAAGCGAGAGCCCCUUCACUGCUCCUCCACCAGCCGUCCCGCAGUAUGCGCCCCUCCAUCAUGGCAGCCCUGCACCCGGUCGGCCAGAAACUCCCAGGGACACACUGAUGAGAGACGCUCCGCCAGUUACUUCAGCGCCAACAGAGCGAAUAAGCACGGGAGCCAGUGCCAGUCCCUCGCUUCGCAACUUGCUACACUAGAGUUCCUUUUCUUCUUUUCCAUUUGUACUUUUUGCAACGGCUUAUCUUUGGGGCAUAUUGGAUCGGAAUCAGCAAUGCCGUGGGGCGGGGUGAGCCAUGUUGAAGAAGGGGUUGCCGUGGUGCAGAGACAACGUUACAGACGCGUUUCUGGGGAUUCAACAUGUCGCAGGUCACCUGGCGUGCUAUUGGGUAUGCGAAUGGGGAGUUUGGUGGCAUGAUACCACAGUUUUUCUUUUCUUCUUCCUCACUACGGCGAAUUUUGGCCGAUACGAACCACUCUCGUGUACGGCGUGUUGGAGAGCGGGCAGGGGUCCACGAAUCUUGGUGGUUGGUGGUUGAUUAUCUGCAAGUAGGAAUAAUCAUACGUCCUAUUUCA
This is a messenger RNA of Dothidotthia symphoricarpi CBS 119687, 5760 nucleotides long. RefSeq lists its product as uncharacterized. The coding region runs from base 309 to 5384 and encodes 1691 amino acids. NCBI's taxonomy places the organism in Eukaryota, Fungi, Ascomycota, Dothideomycetes, Pleosporales, Dothidotthiaceae. Gene Ontology annotation, molecular function: chromatin binding; ubiquitin-protein transferase activity. Gene Ontology annotation, cellular component: Lid2 complex. The record is from RefSeq and is a predicted model, not a curated record. Gene Ontology annotation, biological process: histone catabolic process. The transcript is spliced from 4 exons.